Molecule: messenger RNA, 2148 nt
Organism: Vitrella brassicaformis
Lineage: Eukaryota; Vitrellaceae
Source: the annotation of a GenBank genome assembly
AGGCUGCUCUUCCCCUUUUCUCCCCAAAACACGUGCAUCCUGCUCAGUUGUGAGCGUCCAUCGCGAUGGCUUUCAGCCCCAAAGCGAGCAACAGCCGGUCAAUGACCCCUCCCGGCGCUACAGCACCUGCAGCGUCCAAGUCCUCCGUCUCGCCAUCCACCCGCCCCGGCAGCCGCCCCACCCUCUCCCCCGUGCCCACAUCGCCCGUCACACAGACCCUCUCGCGGCCAGGCAGCCCCAUCACCCAGCGAAUAGAGGCUCUCAAUGCCAUCGACUGUGAGGGGCGGAGUGUUAUGAGUGGGGGAAGGGCAGAGAGGGGUGGCAUGCGUGUUUUCGGUGUUUUCGGUCGUGUUUGUGCAGUUGAGGCGACGUUGGGUGAGAAGGUGAUGAUGUCAAGGACACAUCUCUCGGAGGCGGCAGGGAUUCGAGACAACCUCAUCCGGACGGCACAGCACCAGUUCAUGACCGACAGGCAGCGGGAGCGGAUGAGGCAGGAGCACAAACGGGUCGCUAUCAUUCAGAGAGAGGUCAGUCGAGUCGCGCAUAUAUGGCACUGGUGGGUGACCUUCCGUCACACGUGUCCUUAUGCAGGCGGUGAGCGGUCAGCUUGAGCGGCAUUUGAAGCGUGCGAGAGCCGAGCAUGACGCGCUCAUCCUCAGAGCCAACGAGAGAGCACACACCGAAUUCGCACAGGCACGGGUGGGUAUCCGAUAAGGAAACACAAGUCCAUCCAAUCCACACAUGUCAGCCUUGCGUCUUGUAUGGUUGUCAGUGUGAGCUUCGUGUGGAGGAGGUGCGUCAGCACCUGGACAGGGUGGAUCGUCAGCUGAUUGCCGACGACUUCGCGGGGCGGAAUGCGAGCCGAGUUGCCGAGGCCAUCGACGUGUACCGGACGAUUCUCGCAAAGGUGACACCAGAUAGGGGGAAUUUGCUGGUCCAUUGCACGUGUGUGUGUGUGUGUGGUGUGCAGCACGGGCCCACCUUGUCGGACUACGAGAGGCUGCACAAGCGGCUCACAUUGUGAGUGAGAUGCAGCCACAAUACAUCCAACAAGCCAUGAAUUUUCUGUUUGUUGUGGUCAUCAGUUUGCGCCAGAAGAGCGUGGCGUCCCCCACCAGCAACGUCAACAUGAUCGUCUUCGACGAUGCGGGUCACUGACCACACAAGAGAAAGGAGAGACACACGUGGCUUUGCAUGGUGUGUCCGGCUGUGUGCAGGAGCGGCUGUCGUGUCUCCCACGCACCAGCCGCACUAUUCUGAUCUGCUCAAAGAAGUCAAGACGGCCAAGACACCAAAGAGAGGUCAGGUCAUUCAGUCGACUCGACACUUAGGCUUUCCUCUCAUGUGGUUGCCUUGCCACCCAGCUCAGCUCUUGCUGUGUGUUCAUUUCAUUAUAUAUCCGUCUCUUUUUUUAGGCAUGAGUGUGGUGUCGUUGGCUCACAAGGGCGUGCCGCCCGAAAGGCCAAAGACGGCGGGGCGGCUCAAACCGACCAAGUCGAGGGCGCUGCGGCGGUACACAAAGCUAGCCAGACAAGAAGGCAGACACGAGACGCAUCCUGGCCGUUCUGCAGGUUUGUGUUGGCACCCACCUUCAACGAGAACCUUCGCGCAGGUACGCUCUCAGAGAGACGCCAAGCACCGUGAUACCUGUGUGUCGUGUCUCUGCCUGGAUUGAUGAUGUUGCAUCAGCCGACGAGAAGAUGAUAUGCCGGCAGGGUGUGGUGCCCGAGCUGAUCUCAAACACACUACACGAGGCCAAGUGCCGGUCGCCAUUGACCUUCGACAAGGCGUCGGCCACCGUAUUUCGCACAACCACACCGCCACUCACCCCGGCCAACCGAGAGCCGCGAAAGCAGAUGAGACUUGAAUGAGCGAGUGACGGGUGGAUGAAUGGAUGGCUGGAUGAUGCGGCGGGGCUGGUCAGUGGGUGGAUGAGGGGCGGACUGACGCACAACUGACGCACCGAGCUUGAGCUGAGAGAGGCUGUGACGGCUCCUGUCUGUGUGUGUGGCUGUUGUUCCUGAGUGAUUGACUGGCCUGGAUAGACCGACAGACGAGAGUGAGUGCGUCGACGGUACACACACAUACAUUCCAUUCAAUCAACUGCUGGUGUCAUUGGUUGAUUGACGUGCGCAUCGCAUGUACAAU